GAUUCCCUUUCUUCCUGACAGGGCGCGUGAAGUGGAACGUGGUAUUUAAUUUGACAAUAAUAAAAUUAGUGUGCGACUUGUUUUUGCAAAAAUUACAAAAGGUACUAAAGUGCAGUGCAUCACUCAUUGUGGUGGAAAUUAAUCCUUAUGCGUCCCCGUACUCGUACGUAUUCUGGUUUCUGGUAUUAACCUUGAAAACAACUCUAAAGCACCCCCAUUAAGACAACUAUCAAUAUUGUGUGUCACUUAAAACAUAUCAUAAUUGGUGGAAUUUGCUGUGUUAGUCCCACAAAAUAAAGGCACAACCAAAGAUUGAGGGUUUUGGACAAUAAAGUUAAAAGCUCCUGCAUUGGAUCUAGAAAAACAGCAUCACAAAUCACAAGUGGUCUGUUGAACUAGAAAAUAAAUUUGGCAAAUAUGAAUCAAUGGAGGAACAAGCAUGAAGUUCUCCGGGACCUUGCCGAGGUCUCCGACUACGGUCCACGAUGCACACUGAACUUGAACCCAGUUACUGACAAACCACACAUAUAUGCCACUGAGGAUACAGAUUUGAAUGAAAUAGCAGACUACUAUGGUUUCCCGAAAAAUACUUCAUCAGAAAGAUAUGUGAAGCCUAAUCUUCGUUGCAUCACACAGAUGAUAGAUAUGGUACGGGAGGAGGGUGACCUGCCAGACUACUCGUGUGAUAGACGAUCGAGGCCGCAGCAACCAACUCAGAUAGUAGAAAUUAGUAAGCUCAACCCUAAUGUGACUGAGUUUGUACCGAAAGUAGCCUCUAACAGUACCGAUUCUGACAAUAGUAAUGCAAGUACCCCUAGCUGUAGUAAUGCUAAGACUGACGUUCUAGUACCUAAGGAAAAUGUUGACUUGGCCAAAAAUACGGAUGCAGUCCAUAAUGAGGCCGAAAAAGUAAAAACUUUAGAUUUGGAUAUAAACAAAAGAAUUGACGUGUCAACACUGGAUCCGACCGAGGCCGAAGUAUUGGCAGAGAAAAUCAAGUCACAGAUUGACAAAAUCCCGGCCGCAGCCUCGUUUGAGAGCCGGUUUCUGAAGAAUGCCGCCUUGUCGUCGCUGAUGAAGGUGUACUCGGUGGCUGCUCCUCCCCCAGCGGAGAGCUGCACGAAGCUGUUGACACCCGAUUACUUCAUGAAAGCUAAUGACGCAGAUAACACCGUAUCGAAAGAGACUAAAGAAAGUGCAACAGACUUCGAGAAAGCCACUGAGUGCGACAUCACUGUCGACGAAAUCAAGGCGUCUAUUCAGAAGGUGAAAAAUUGGCAAGACUCAAUCACAGAAAUUGAAAUUGCCAAAGACGUUGAGAUUCCUGCCAAGGAGGUGAUACAAACUCCUCCAAAAGUGUUCAAACCGGUGGUUCAGCUGGCUCCCCCCACUUACAGAAGGAAAGAGAAGGCCACAAAGAGCCCACAGACUACACUCCAGACCACAUCAAGCAGUGGCACGACGUCCAGAAGCUCAGUUUACUCUCAGCCAGCAGUAUCGCCGGUUUUACCAAAGACCUACGUUCCUUCGCAAAAGGCCACGGAACUUUAUGAAAAGUUUUCGAAAAACGCCGAAAUGGCGCAGAAGCCGAAAGUGGGAUCAAUGUGGGAUCAACUGGAGAAACAGUUGAAGGAGAAAGACGCGGCUUUGAAAAAAAAGCAAAUGCAAAGUUCGGAGUAGGUUUGCGGAGCCUGUGAAGGAGGAGUAAUCAGGCUCUUACAGUGAAGGAAAACAUCUUGAACCAACCUUCGGCUGUUAACCUAGUAUAUUUUAUUUCGAUAAGAAUUAAACUAAGAUUUAGCAGAUUUUGCACAGCAAUAUGCGGAUGUUAGAGUAUAAGGGUCACUUUUACCAAACGCUAAACGUAUUUAUUUAAGUCAAAUUUUAAAUACAUUUUGUACCAACAACUGACAAACGUUUGACAUACUACUUAAUACGUUUGGUGAAAUUCCAUAUUAUGGCAUGUGUAGUUACAGUAGUAAUACGACAGGUAGCCAUUAUCUAGACAUUUUGAAACAGAAUAUGAACUUUGCCUCAUUCUAAUGUGGUCCUACUUAAAUUUUUACGGAC
Molecule: messenger RNA, 2070 nt
Organism: Plutella xylostella (diamondback moth)
Lineage: Eukaryota; Metazoa; Arthropoda; Insecta; Lepidoptera; Plutellidae
Source: RefSeq, a predicted model, not a curated record